Metarhizium brunneum ARSEF 3297 is the source of this 810-nucleotide messenger RNA. It is a transcript of the gene PRE6, whose product is annotated as Proteasome subunit alpha type-4. Lineage: Eukaryota; Fungi; Ascomycota; Sordariomycetes; Hypocreales; Clavicipitaceae. The record is from RefSeq and is a predicted model, not a curated record. Gene Ontology annotation, biological process: proteasomal protein catabolic process; ubiquitin-dependent protein catabolic process. Gene Ontology annotation, cellular component: proteasome core complex; proteasome core complex, alpha-subunit complex; nucleus.
AUGGCUUCCGGUUACGACAGAGCUCUAUCUGUCUUCAGUCCGGACGGACACGUGUUCCAGGUCGAAUAUGCUGGUGAAGCUGUCAAGCGAGGAACUUGUGCUGUUGGCGUCAAGGGAAAGGAUGUAGUUGUCCUUGGAUGCGAGAAGCGAUCAGCUAUGAAGCUGCAAGAUACUCGGAUUACCCCUUCCAAGAUCCAACUCUUGGACACCCACACUGCCCUGGCCUUUGCUGGCCUGAAUGCUGAUGCCCGAAUCCUCGUUGACAAGGCUCGGUUAGAAGCCCAGUCCCACCGUCUGUCUGUGGAGGACCCCGUCACCAUCGACUACAUUACCAAGUAUGUGGCGGGUGUGCAGCAGCGAUACACUCAGGCUGGUGGUGUGCGGCCAUUCGGCAUCAGCACGCUCGUUGUUGGUUUUGACCCUGGCAGCAAGGUCCCCAGAUUGUAUCAGACUGAGCCAUCUGGUAUUUACUCAGCAUGGAAGGCGAAUGCCAUCGGCCGAUCGAGCAAGACGGUUCGUGAGUUUCUCGAACGCAACUACAAAGAUGAUAUGGAUCGGGAGGCUACCAUUCGGUUGGCGAUAAAAUCUCUCCUUGAGGUGGUGCAGACUGGCGCAAAGAACAUUGAAAUUGCUCUCAUGGCCCCUGGCGCUACCAUGGAGAUCUUGCCUACCGACGAGAUCGAGGGCUACGUGAAGGAGAUUGAGCAGGAGAAGCAAGAAGAGGCUGCUAAGAAGAAGACCGGACGGACACCUGGAACAGGCAGUGCCGCGAUUCUUACAAGAGGACAGGACGAUUCUGCUGCUGAAUAA